Patella vulgata (common limpet) is the source of this 2365-nucleotide messenger RNA. Its product is annotated as CUB and sushi domain-containing protein 3. The transcript is spliced from 8 exons. Lineage: Eukaryota; Metazoa; Mollusca; Gastropoda; Patellidae. The record is from RefSeq and is a predicted model, not a curated record. The coding region runs from base 48 to 1514 and encodes 488 amino acids.
AAUUAUUGCUGGUUGAAACAUUUGACAGAUUCGAUGGCAGAAAGAAAAUGGUGCCUGGAAAGGAUUUUUCGUGUAUAUUCUCUUUGAUUUUUUGGAAUAGGAUUCCUUUCUCUAAUGCUGAUGAAUCUUACUGUGGUGGACCACCAGAUGUUCCCAAUGCUUACGGCACUGAUAACAGCUCGGUUUCAGAUGGUGCUGUAUUGUAUUAUCAGUGUAUGGAAAGACACGAAUCAGUUUCUGGUGACUCAUAUAGACGUUGUUUACCAUCAGGUGAAUGGGACGGCGAAGAUCUUGAGUGUGUGGCGACAUCGUGUGAAAUAUUAAAAAGACCUGAAAAUGGGGCCGUGAGCUUUUUACAUGUCAACAUCGGUUCCAACGCCACAUAUAUCUGUUUCGAAGGUUAUGCUACAGAAAGCGGAAAUAUGUCCAGGACUUGUCUUGAUAACGGUGAAUGGAGUGGUCAAGAGCCGACAUGUGGAAUCAUCAACUGUCCGACCCCAGAUGAUGUGGAGUAUAGUAUUAUUGUGGCUGACAGCCAAGAAUACAAUUCCUACGCCACCUAUACUUGUUAUCCUGGUUAUUUUGCAUCUCGAGGUGACCUAGAGAGACGAUGUACAGUUAGUGGUACGUGGAGUGGUACGCCACCUUAUUGUGAAAAGAUCCAUUGUGAACACGAUAACAAAUCUUACGAUUGGAAUGCCAAGAUUUAUCUCAAGUGUGGUCGACGUCAAUUUUUAGAUAGUGGUAAUUUGACCCGUACUUGUAUUGGUAACAAUGUGUGGAGUGGAGAUGAUCCUGUCUGUCUGGACAUACAUUGUCCGCAACCCCCUGCUGUAGCUAAUGCUACAGCUAAAACAACAGACAAUGCUCCUGGUGCUUCCGCUGUCUACAGAUGUGAUAAAGGUCACGUAAAUGCCGGAGGAUAUUUAACUGUAUCUUUUUGUCAGCUGAGUGGAACAUGGUCGAAUGUAGAUAUCAACUGUACAGCUGUUUACUGUGGAAAACCACCAAAUUAUAUUGGAGCCAAAUCAAACGUAACGGGUGAAAUGUAUAGAGAUAUUGCUACCUAUGAAUGCUAUAUAUAUCCAGAUGAUAUUACGAUCUACUGGGACCAAUUUUGUAGCGGAGACGGUAUCUGGAUUGGAGAUAAACCAAGAUGCACAGGGUGGGAAAAGAGAAAGUUUGAACCCGUUCCAGUAGAAGCUGAAGGGUCAAUGUGGAUAGGAAUGGCAGUUUUAGCUAUAUUCAUCUCCAUCUUGAUCGGAAUUGUCGUUCUUGAUGUGAUAACGUUUCAGCAUCAUUUGGUCUACUUGAGACGAAACUUACUACAUUUCAGAAAAACGGUUAAAAAGACAAUAAGAGCCCUCCGAACCAAGCCCAGUGUUGUCAAAUUCACACGUCGUCUAGGAAAAUGGCGUGACCAGAGGAAGGUGGCGUCAGCUUCACGUAUUGACCCGGAAGCUGUUAAUGAACCAACAUCUAGCCAUAAACUCACGGAUAUGUACGUCUGCUAGAAAUGAAAUGAACUGAGGCUCAACGUAAAACUUGCAUGUACCAGCGUGGCUACGGGGGGAAAUUUUGGCCUGGUAGUUGACUUAAGUCCCAGCCGAACAACUAGAUGCCUUUUCUUGUCUGACCCUAUACCUUGCAUUACUUACAUGGGGGAAACCAGACUAGGAAAUCACGAGGAACAUUCUCAGUCAACGCUGGGAUCAAACCCUGUUAGUCUUGCUAUGGUGAUCUAGCGCCAUAUUCACCGAGACAUAUCUAAUUUCAAAGCCUUUCAAUUCCAUAUACCUUCAACAAAUGUGUGUAUGUGUGACAUAUCUUAUUCAACAGAAAUGCAUACCGAUUACAGAUAGUAAUUAUGAUUUUUUAAAAAUCCAUCUGGUAUUCAAUCACAAAUGAAUUAACACGUGCGAUAGUCCAAAAAAUAAUGAAACCCUCUCAAUUGCAAUGUUUUGACAGAUACUAAACUAACAGUUGUAAUGAGCUUUUUAUAGUCAUCCCGUAGCAAAAGUAUUCAACAAAAAACUGUAAGUAAUGUGUUUUUCGUCUAAAAAUAUAAUGUUUGUUUAGUUACAAACUGAAAUAAAGAUAAAUGUUAAUUCGUUUUCCAUUGUUUAUUUGUAGUAUCUGUCAGGGAGAGCUUUUCUGUAACCUAAUAUAAGUACCGGGUAUUUCUUAUUUAUUUACAUAUUUAUCCUUUUUUCAGUCUUUUUAGUACUGUAUUGCAUAUAAUGUAGGCCUAGCAUUUUACUUGCAAAAUGUUAAGACUUGGGCAUUGUUUGUUCAGUGAUAUUAUGUGCAAAAAUGCAUACGUUAUUACAUGUGCAAAAGUGUAUCGUAAAAGAGAAUUAAAUGA